This is a messenger RNA of Tachysurus vachellii, 1477 nucleotides long. RefSeq names its product gap junction alpha-9 protein-like. The transcript is spliced from 3 exons. The record is from RefSeq and is a predicted model, not a curated record. Lineage: Eukaryota; Metazoa; Chordata; Actinopteri; Siluriformes; Bagridae. Gene Ontology annotation, biological process: cell communication. Bases 1 to 1374 code for a protein of 457 amino acids. Gene Ontology annotation, cellular component: connexin complex.
AUGGGGGACUGGAACUUUCUGGGAGGAAUCCUAGAGGAAGUUCAUAUCCACUCCACUAUGGUGGGAAAGAUCUGGCUCACUGUUCUCUUCAUCUUCCGUAUGCUUGUGCUUGGAGUCGCAGCUGAAGAUGUGUGGAACGACGAGCAGGUCGACUUCAUCUGCAAUACUCAGCAGCCUGGCUGCAGAAACGUCUGCUACGACUGCGCCUUCCCUGUGUCCCUCAUCCGCUACUGGGUGCUGCAGGUGAUAUUUGUCUCCUCACCGUCGCUCGUGUACAUGGGACAUGCGAUCUACCGACUGCGCGCACUAGAGAAGCAGCGGCACUGCAGGAAAGGGGCACUGCGACGUGAGCUUGAGGCUCUGGAGUCGAACCUGAUGGAGGCCCGUCGGCGUGUGGAGAGGGAACUGAGGCAGCUUGAGCAAGGAAAAUUAAACAAAGCACCACUGAGAGGCUCGUUAUUGCGCACUUACAUUGCUCACAUUAUAACCCGACUGUCACUGGAGGUCGGAUUCAUGCUGGGUCAGCACAUACUCUACGGAAACCAUCUGGAGCCACUGUACAGAUGCGAUCAGGACCCAUGUCCAAACUCAGUUGACUGCUUUGUGUCUCGGCCAACAGAAAAAAGCAUGUUCAUGGUAUUUAUGCAGGUCAUUGCGGCUGUUUCACUGUUUCUCAGCCUGCUAGAAAUUGUGCAUCUGGGAUACAAGAAAGUAAAAAGAGGAAUUGUGGAUUAUUUCACUCAUGUUAAGGACGAUUUGGAUGAUUACUGUGGAGGCAAAUUGAAAAAGAACUCUGUGAUACAGCCGGUUUGUGUGAGCCAGGGACGCAAAGCCACUGUUCCAUCUGCUCCAACUGGAGGAUACAUGCUCCUGCUGGAAAAAAAACAAGCUAAUGGCCCAUCUUUACCCGCUCUUAUUUGUUCUUCAUCAAUGUUCCUUCAGAGUGGGGCAAAAAGAGGUUUGGAUGGGCAAAAUGAGGGCAAAGAGAGUGUUCCGAGUUUAACUGAGCACUCAAGCAGUUGCACCAACUCUCCUCACGAAUACAAACAGCUAGAGACUGAGAACUCCACAUACCCAACACUUCCUCCCCCUGACCCAACUUCCUGUCCCACUACCUCUCCAAGCGAUGCCUGUAAAAUGCAGCGCAUCAGCAGCAGGGUAAUGGAGGGAAACAUGAAAAACGAGUCUUGUAACCGUUCUACAGGAAUGCAUCAGUAUGAUUUUACAGCAAAACACAACAAAUGUCAGUCUAAAUCACAGUCAGUGUGUGACGUAAGCUCUGAUUCACGCCGAAGCCCCGCCCUCUCACCAAACCGGCGUACCUCAUUGGUCAGCACUGUAAGCAGCAGGAGAGCUACAGAUCUCCAAAUCUGAAAACCACCUCAAACCGUCCAUGUUUAAUGUAAUACUGACAAAUAAAGCAUUAAGUGUAUUACAGUUUGUAAUAUUUUCUCUUCCCCUUAUUUCCACACUUGUG